Messenger RNA from Fonsecaea erecta, 2088 nucleotides. RefSeq lists its product as hypothetical. Bases 1 to 2088 code for a protein of 695 amino acids. NCBI's taxonomy places the organism in Eukaryota, Fungi, Ascomycota, Eurotiomycetes, Chaetothyriales, Herpotrichiellaceae. Gene Ontology annotation, molecular function: DNA binding; zinc ion binding. The record is from RefSeq and is a predicted model, not a curated record. Gene Ontology annotation, biological process: DNA-templated transcription. The transcript has 7 exons.
AUGUCGAUUGUUUAUUGGGCGAAGAUCGUCGAAAGUGAGUCUGUCCAUCACGGUCAUGAAAGCAAAGAAAGAAUAACAUCGAGCGCAACUAGACCUUCUUCCGGCGUCAACAAGAAUGUCAAGAACAACGGAGCCAAUGCCGACGAUAUCCUCACGAGCAACUCUUCGAUUAAGUGGCCGAUGGCGAGUCCAGCUCCUUCAAAGUUGGGAAAUGCUUCCUAUUCGACGCCGUCGCCUAUAGGAGAGCAAAUAUUCAAUCCUUUCAACCCUCUCCCGCGCGACGAACCUCGGACGAGGUCGCAAUUUGCAGACGCCGGAGUCGACUAUUGGAUCGAAAUUGCUGGGCAGGAAGGCUUCGCUGAAGCGAGCGACGAGCUCGAUCUGCUGGACCUUCAUUCGAUCGAUACGGCCCAUCUUUUACCACUUCCCGAUGUUGACAUGCCAAAGGACAGUACAGCACAUGAUAUCGACCCAGUGUUCACCAACGAAACCGAGGCAUUCUCCGUAUCAAAUGAUUCCAACCGACUUAAUGCUCGUAAACCGAGUGCCAGUGAAGCAGACAGCGGCCAAGUGCGGGUAGACGAGCCCACGGAGCAAUUGGCCAGUCGGCUAGGUUGUCUUCGCAUCGCUGAGGAUGGCCAUUUGAGAUACUAUGGUGCUACCAGCAAUCUGCAUCUGAUCCGCAACGGCUUCCAGCAUUGUUUCCAGCCCUCUAUUCGCACAAUUCGCACGCAUGGUCAGGAUGCCCUUGAACGUGCUGGUCUACACUGGCCUCCGGACACUCGAUACGAAGACCAUCUCACCACCUUGUUUUUCACCUGGCACAACACGUUCCUCUGUGUCGUGGAUGAGGCUGCCUAUUACCACCAUCGACAAUUAUACCGCGCGGGUAACACCACCAUCUACUUUUCUCCGACGCUGGAGAACGCAAUACUUGGAAUUGGUGCCGCCUAUGCAACUCGUAAACACCCGGCAAUCAAAGACGACCCAGCCGAAUUCUUCGCCCACCGUGCAAAGGUGCUCCUGGACAUCGAGAUGGACAGCCCGAGCGUGGCCACCAUCCAAGCACUAGUAACUUUGUCGGCCCACGAAGCGGCCUAUGCAAGGGACUCCAGAGGAUGGCUCUGUGCAGGAAUGGCGGUGCAACUCCUUUCAGACUUGGGAUUACAUCUGGAGCUCGACCACGCGCGCGUCUCAGACGAUGACACUCCAGACAUCACAAAUUUACGUCGAACAGUCUUCUGGGCUACGGAAGGAUUGGAAAUCUUGUGGAGCGCCUACAGUGGCAGACCGUCGUCACUCCGACACGAUGAUCAGAGAAUACCAUUUCCUGCACCACUAAACUCAGAAACAUGGCGACCGUAUGUGGACGAGGGUGACUCGGCACAGAUCCCAGCCGGCCUUGAUGUGACCGUCAUCGGCCAGACCCACGUUUACAUGGCGCGGUUGGUAACCAAAAUCCGGAAGAUAUCAAGGUUUCUCUAUACUGGGCCACAGGUGGCAAUGACCGAGGCAAAGACGUUUGCCAGAAACAUGAUGCGAGAGUUGCAACACUGGCGGAAUUCUCUGCCUGCCGCCAUGCAGGUGCCUUUGGAUUCCGAUGACGAUGCCGACACGCCCAUCGCUCCAGCAGUGAUCAUGUUACAUCUGCAAUUUCACGAAGCCGUCAUUUUCCUGCAGAGGCCAUUUAUAUCCGCGCCAGAUGCGCUGGGAACGAACAUGCUCGAAGCAGGCCCAGUCGACAACAGUCGAAGCAUUUGCGAUGCUUCCGCGAACGCCAUCUGUCGCCUUGUCGUCAUCUAUCGGCAGCAAUGGAACUUGCGACGCGUCCACGCACAGAUUGUCGCCAUCAUCCUCACGGCGGCGCUCAUUCAUGUGCAUAACUGCUGCGUCUUCUCCAGUUCGAAAGGAGUGCAGGCGCAUAAACAACUGUCGAUAUGCUUCCAGGCUUUGGGCGAAAUGUCGCACUUCAACAUGAGCACUCGGGCUCUCGAAAUCAUCUUGUCACUGCGGCGAGAUUGGCAAGAUCAGAUGUUUCGCGACCUGGGGAGAAAGCGCCUCGGUGGUGAUCUUCAGCGGCUUCGUUAG